This is a messenger RNA of Habropoda laboriosa, 4271 nucleotides long. RefSeq names its product DENN domain-containing protein 5A (gene pns). Gene Ontology annotation, molecular function: small GTPase binding; guanyl-nucleotide exchange factor activity. The transcript has 22 exons. The coding region runs from base 151 to 4191 and encodes 1346 amino acids. The record is from RefSeq and is a predicted model, not a curated record. NCBI's taxonomy places the organism in Eukaryota, Metazoa, Arthropoda, Insecta, Hymenoptera, Apidae.
CGUUACGUUCGGUACGCGUCAACAUCAGCUGUUGUUUCGCUCUCGUGUGAAAUGACAGUUUCGCGGAGGUUCAUGAUGUGGAAAUCGUUUUCGUGAGGGUGCUUCGUGUACCGCGGAGGCGAGUCGAAUCCGAUCAUUUUUCCGAGAAAGAUGAACGGGAGCCUGGGAAUAAUGCGUGGACCAGAGCAACAUCCACAGAGGUUCGCGGAUUAUUUUGUCAUAUGCGGACUGGAUAAAGAUUCGGGCUUGGAGCCCGACAAGUAUUUCGGCGACUCUUUGCAAUGUACACCACUGGACCGAGCAUACAAAAGUAAAGUACUGGGACACUAUCCAGAUUCUGUACCAUGGAAUCCUUUCGACGAACACGCUGUCUGCAUGCUCUGCCUGCCGAGCGGCCUGAGAUUCCGAACUCAGAAACACUCGGUGGAACCGACGUUCCACUCUUUCGUGCUCACCAAGGAGGACGGGCACAGAACCUACGGGUUCAGUCUUGUUUUCUACGAGGAGUGCCGGAAUCGCAAGAUAUGUGCGGCUAUGCAAACCCUGCAGGCGAUGCAUAUCACGGAACUGAGCAGCGGCCAAAACGGUACACCACCAACGGCAAGAAAAGGCCAGGAUGGACAUAACACACGGUCGUUACCACGGCAUUUCAAGCUAUCAGCACAUUCACCAGGUGCUGCGUUAGGCUACUACGACUCCACCAAAGACAAGUUGCUAGUGACUAAAUCGAUAUCCUUGCUAUGCCAGCAGCCUUACCUUCAUGCCGCGAAAACGUUCCUCACUAAUCUCUACAAAUGUGUUCCUAGACAUCCAGGACCCGGUCUUAGCUUAGAGUCCUAUGUAUACAAUCUCCUGUACAACGUACCGGUACCAUUGCCUGGAAAGUCGCUGAAGUUCUUCAUUCCCAACGAUGAGCCAGCGAAAUCACCGUUGGAGCUGGUUAUCCAUCAGCCAACACCAUCUCAGGAGUUACCGAUGCUAGAUUAUCCUCUGAAAGACAUGUUCACAUGGCUUGGCGCAGACUGCUGUAUUCAGUUGUUCACGUGCGUCCUAUUGGAGAACCAAGUGUUGCUCAGGAGCUCAGAUUUCCACAAGCUGAUGGUGGUAUCCGAGUGUAUAACGGCUCUCCUCUUCCCGUUUUCCUGGCAGCACGUGUACGUGCCGAUAUUACCCGCCAGCCUUCAUCACUUCUUGGACGCGCCGGUGCCGUUUAUAAUGGGUUUACACGCGCAAAGCGAAGGAGGUGUACUGAAAAUUGCUAGCGAAGCAAAUCUUUGUUAUGUAGAUAUAGAUAAGCAAAGUAGCCAAUUUCCGGAAGAACUACCUGUGUUUCCUCAUAAGAUGCAAUUCAUUGCUGAGAUUAGAGCUCUCCUAAAUAAGUACAAAGUACCACACACAGGAAAGACUGAUAACAUGGUCAUAAAUCAUUAUAACGGUGACAUCAUGACUAGUAGUUUGACGCUUCCUGGUUCUGGGUUUCAUCUUCCUCGCAGAAAACACUCGUUACACGAUGUCUUAGAUUGGGAUCGACCUGAACCGACGCCGCAAACAGACACGUUGCAAAGGAUAGUUAAAAGAGCGGGAGUGAAUGUAGACGAUAUUGAUUCUGUAGAGGACAAUGUGAAGGAGCGAAUACUCACGCCUCAAGAGGAGUAUCAGGAGACGCUUAUGUUUAAUAAUGCCAUUAGGGAGAUUUUUUUGAACCGUUUUGUACAGAUAUUUUCUAGUUACGAACACUUUGUUAUUCAACCAAGUCAGGACAAGGAUGAAUGGUUGAAUAAUAGGGACAGUAUGUAUGUUUUUGAUAAGGCUACAUUUUUAUCCGAUCAACCCACACAACAUUUGCCAUUUCUCUCGAGAUUUCUAGAGACACAAAUGUUCGCUUCCCUUGUCGACAGCAAAGUUAUGUCAACGUGGAGCGAGCUUGAUUUUAACAUACGAGUUUUUGAUCAAAGAAUUUCUUUCUUGAGGAAAAAAGUUGGAGAGGGUAUUGUACGAUCGACGCGUUACGAACCUUGUACAAGUAUAGAAGAAUCGCAAAAGGUAUUAGAACAGAGAUUGACGAAUGUGGAUUUUGAAACAAACCCACCCAAUGAAAUUGUUCCUCAUAGAGCAGCGUACUUUCGAAGUUUUCCUUUAUUAGACACUGUUGCUCUAAACAAGGAACCGGCUCAAAGUAUACUGCGUAGUCGAAGGGGUCAGACGCAAUGGAAGUACAAAAUGAAAUCCAUGGAAUCAAAUGGGAAAGCGCCGGCACCUCAAGAAACUCAGUCGCCUCGACCACAAACUAAACUCUCUGCAGACAUGAGUCCAGCAUUAAUAGCUCAAGCAAAUUGGACGUUCGUUGAAAAAUUACUCAAGGACUGUAAGUCAAAAACAAAAAGGAUGUUGGUCGAAAAAAUGGGCUCUGAAGCAGUUGCACUAGGUCAUGGAGGUGAAUCCUUGUCUGAUGUCGAAGAAAAUACACUAGUUGCCAGUCUUUGCGAUCUAUUGGAACGAGUUUGGAGUCACGGAUUACAAAAUAAGCAAGGAAAAAGCGCUCUUUGGUCACAUCUCACCAUGUAUCAAGCACUGGAAGAGUGUAACGACCCGAGUAAACCCAUAGAUCCUAACUUUCUUUCUCCUGCGUUAGCGUGGUGCGUGCUACGGAAACGGCUCGAUUUAACCAAGAAAUCAUCAAGUAAGUUUUUCGGAUUGCCGGACCGUUUAAUUUCAACCUUAAAGGGCAGAAAUAUUUUUGAAAUAGCUUCUUAUAUCAAGGAGAAUUUUAAUGAUUUGCCAAACCUGGCGUUGGAGAUCGAUUCACCCACGCGAGGCACGGACAAGCACAAGUCUCCUGGCGACAGAAAAAUUGGUCCUGAACAUCUGAGACCUUUACCUGAUUCUUUGCUCUUCGAUAUCCGAAAUGUACAAGCGAUGACUGAUAUCAAAACGCAUAUUGGAUAUGCUAGAGCUUGGGUUCGAUUGGCACUUGAAAAGAAACUUCUCUCCCGUCAUUUAAAGACUUUAUUAUCGGACACUAGGUUGCUAAGAAGUCAAUAUAAGCGCUCAGCAUUUCUGCGUUGCGAGGAAGAGAAGGAACAAUUCCUGUACCACCUUUUAACGUUAAAUGCCGUUGACUAUUUCUGUUUUACCAACAAUUAUCCAACCACGAAAUUGCCAUAUAGGGUCGUUAUAUUUCCUAGUCGAAAAGCUAGCGCAGCUACCACUUCAGCAAAUAGCUGGACCGCUAUUUCUGGUACGCUGUGUGAAACAAAUCCAGUUCCGAUUCCCAAGGGAGCGUUGGAAUUUGUGUUUCAUCAUAAAAAUUUGGGCGUGCUCUCUACGUUACGCAUAGGUCAUGACAAUACAGGUCUUUCACCGAAAUGGAUGGUAGAACAUGUAGUAGUGAGAAAUGAAGUCACAGGACACACGUUUAAGUUCCCCUGUGGUAGAUGGCUUGGUAGAGGUAUAGAUGAUGGAUCUACCGAAAGAUUGCUAGUAGGCGCUUUGGUACCUCGUAGUAUUGAUAGCGAAGAGUUGGUUGAGACGUGUUCAACGCCACCAAGAUGUAGAUCUCCUAGUAUACCCAGACGUCCGAUAUUAACUCAAAUGGAACUGCAGCAUAUGCUGGGAGAAUCUGUAAAUGCGAUUGUCAAAUUUCACUAUAGAAGAGAAUGUCAAGACGGAUCGUUGACUGCUUUACUUUGUGGAGAAGGUGGUCUCGUUCCAUCGUUAGAGCAAAUAUUUUUAUUCGGGUUUAAAAACCAGAGGAUAUUUGGAAGGAAUUUCUACGUUUGGGAUUACUUCUUGCGCGUAAAAGAAAACUUCGAAAUUUCUUUAUUAGAGCAAAUGGACGAAUAUUCACAGAGGUUGAAUAGAGAUAGACGAGCUCAUAGAGAGAACAAUCAAAGGUUUACAACUUUGAGAUGUUAUUCCCAUCUCAUUGAUCAAAUUAAUAUAUUCAGUCAAACUCUUGGUAAAGAUGGGAAAUUUCAGUUAUUCAUUUGCUUAGCAGUGAGAGAACAACUUCUUCAUUCGAUGCUCCGGCCAAUGAGCGAAGCGCGGUCCACUGCGGAUAUGUAUGAAGAAAAUUCCUUCUUGAGGAAUUCCGCAUUAUUAAAUUUCCUCAUUCACAUUCUUGAACCAUUGAGCGAAUUUCAUAUUGUCCUUGAGAAGAGUUUGACUCAUGGAAUUUCUAGUAUAUGUUAAUUCAUCACGAGCAUUCCACGCAAUUAGGAUACGUUUCUUUGAAGCGGCACAAUUUACCAAAUUCAAAAUAAUACGAGGCG